AUGAUGCGAUCAGAUCACACCCGUCGCUUUCUCGACGGCACCAGCGCCAUGCUUUUGCACAUCUACGACCGCCAUCGCUGGCGGAUGGUGAUGCCGGCUGGCGUCAGCCUCAUUCUGCUCUGGGUGCUGUACGCCUCCUUGGCGACCCAGCCGUUCGCAGCGCUCCUGUGGCUUCCACAACACGCAGCCGCGAGCAGCAGCGCAAAAGGCCUGCCUGCAGAGACGACCAAUGCUCUCGCUGUCGACACUGCCCUCCUGCGCGACAUUGUCGAGUACUUUGCCGACUAUCCCAUCAACCACGAGACAGCCUCCUCCUUUGGCGAGAUGGGACGCCGUACGCGCGUGCUAGGAGACUGGCUGACACGGGCCGACGAGCUGGAAGCCGCCAGCGCUGAUCGCAUGGCGCUGGACGCCGCUAUCGAGGCCUUGGCCACACAGCAGUUUUCCUUUCUGGCCAGGCCACCCCGACAUCCCGACACGCCCACGCCGCUGGCCGACCUGCGAGCGACAUUUGCCGAGGGCACGACGGGCAUCGUGGUGGCUGCGGGCGACGGCACUGCGCGCUUUGCCGGCCACCUGGUGGCGAUGCUGCGCGACGUCCUGAACUCGACGCUGCCGAUCCAGAUCGCGUAUGCCGGCGACGACGACCUGUCACUGUACCAUCGGGCACGGCUGGCCAAGGUGUUUGGGGAGACGAGCAAAGAGGCGUCGUCGCCACCGCCGGCCUUUCUCGACGUGACGAGCGUCUUUGACGAGGCCACGCUGCGAUUCGACGUGGCCUCAGGCGGUUGGGCCGUCAAGGCAUUCGCCGCCCUGGCAGCGCCGUUUGAAACGGUCAUCGUGAUCGACGCCGAUGCCGUGUUCCUGCAGCCGCCCGAGGCACUGCUCGACGCGCCCGGCUUCCGCGCCACCGGGACGCUGCUCUUCCGCGACCGCCUGCUGUGGCAGCACGCCUUUGCCGACCGCCACACAUGGUGGCACGACCAGAUCCGGCGUCCGAGCUCGGCCAUGAGUGCCUCUCGCACCUGGACGGAAGAAUAUGCCGAGGAGGGCGACUCGGGCGUCGUCGUGCUUGACAAGGGCCGACCUGCCGUCCUGGCCGGCCUUCUGCACACAGCCUGGCAGAAUACGCACGCCGUGCGCGAGCACACCACAUACCGCAUCACCUACGGCGACAAGGAGAGCUGGUGGCUCGGCCUCGAACUCGCCGGCGCUCCCUAUGCCGUCGAGGCCCACUACGGCGCUAUCGUCGGCUGGGACGAGAGCACCGAUGGCACCGUCAACACCCGUGUCUGCAGCUUCGUCAUCGCCCACGUUGACGCCACCGACUGCUUGCUAUGGUACAACGGCAGCCUGCUCAAGAACAAGGCCGUCAAUUCCACCGAAUAUGCUCUGCCCGACUCCUGGAUGAUCGAUGGCACCUGGCAGAAGGGCGCCACUAAGCAGGACAGCAGCUGCAUGGUUGGUGCUCCGGUGAAGACGCUCACGAUCGAGGAGACCGCACGGCUGCGGUCUGCAUGCCAUGCAGCUGCGAUAGUGGAUGAUUCCUUCCGGCCCUUUUGA
This is a messenger RNA of Grosmannia clavigera kw1407, 1563 nucleotides long. RefSeq lists its product as uncharacterized. Gene Ontology annotation, molecular function: alpha-1,3-mannosyltransferase activity. Gene Ontology annotation, cellular component: Golgi apparatus. Bases 1 to 1563 code for a protein of 520 amino acids. NCBI's taxonomy places the organism in Eukaryota, Fungi, Ascomycota, Sordariomycetes, Ophiostomatales, Ophiostomataceae. The record is from RefSeq and is a predicted model, not a curated record. Gene Ontology annotation, biological process: protein O-linked glycosylation. The transcript has a single exon.